AUGAAGCCCCCCAAGGCUUCGCAGCGCUACAGGAGCUCCCGGAGAAAUGCCAGCCAGCUGUACCAGGAGUCCCUGCUCGGCGGCAGCGCCGACGACGCCGGGGACAGCAGCGACCCGGAGCAGAUCUUCCAGAGCAUACAGUUCCAGAAGGACCUCAUGGCGAGCAUCCGCUGCCGGCCCUGGGCCAUGCGGCAGAAGCUGAGGGCGCUCAGGCGGGCAAAGGAGAUCGUGCUGAAGUUUGAAGGGAGGCUGACCAGGACCCGGGGCUACCAGGCCGCAGGGGCAGAGCUCUGGCGGAAGUUCGCGCGUCUGGCCUGUAACUUCGCGGCGGUCUUCAUUCCCUGGGAGACGAGGAUCAAGAAGAUCGAGAGUCACUUCGGGUCCGGGGUCGCCUCGUACUUCAUCUUCCUGAGGUGGCUGUUCGGGAUCAACGUGGCGCUCGCGGUCAUGACAGGGGCUUUCAUUGUCGUCCCGGAGCUCGUCGCGGGCCAGCCCUUCGGGAGCACGGCCAGCAAGAGCAUCCCCGCGGCGCAGGCGGCGUCCGCCCAAGACCUGGACACCGUCUGGUCCCUGGGGGGCUACCUCCAGUACUCGGUCCUCUUCUACGGCUACUACGGCCGCGCGCGCCGGAUCGGGAGAGCCGGCUACCGGCUGCCCCUGGCCUACUUCCUGGUGGGCGUGGCCGUGUUCGCGUACAGCUUCGUCACCCUCUUGAAAAGGAUGGCGAAGAACUCCCGCACGAGCCUGGCCAGCGCCUCCAGCGAGAACUACACCUUCUGCUGGCGGGUGUUCUGCGCCUGGGACUUCCUCAUCGGGAACCCCGAGGCCGCGGAGAGCAAGGCCGCUGCCAUCGUGAACAGCAUCAGGGAGGCCAUCCUGGAGGAGCAAGAGAAGAAGAAGAGCAAGAACCUGGCGGUGACCAUCUGCCUGAGGGUCGUGGCCAACAUCCUGGUGCUGCUCUCGCUGGCCGGGAGCAUCUACCUCAUCUACUUCGUGGUGGACCGGUCCCAGCGGCUGGAGCAGUCCAAGCGGGAGCUGACGCUCUGGGAGAAGAACGAGGUGAGCGUGGUGGUCUCCCUGGUGACCAUGCUCGCGCCCUCCGCCUUCGACCUCAUCGGGGCCCUGGAGACCUACCACCCGAGGACCACGCUGCGCUUCCAGCUGGCCAGGGUCCUGGUGCUGUACCUGGGGAACCUCUACAGCCUGAUCAUCGCGCUGCUGGACAAGGUCAACAGCAUGAGCACCGAGGGAGCUGCUGCCAGAAACACCACCAGCCGCUGGCCGGACGCCACCACCGUCUCUGCCACCAGGACGCCCCCUGCAGGGGAGAAGUGGUCCACGCCGGGGCCGGCGCCGGGGUUGGGGAAAAACAGCACAUGGGCCUCGGCGGGUGUCCUGGCUCCCACCUGGGCACUCCCCGCGGCCAACCAGACCACCGCCGACACCCCGGGGCCGCAGGACCAGUGCUGGGAGACCUACGUCGGGCAGGAGAUGCUGAAGCUGUCCGUCAUCGACAUGCUCUUCACCGUGGCCAGCGUCCUGCUCAUCGACUUCUUCCGGGGCCUCUUCGUGCGGUACCUCAGCGACUACUGCUGCUGGGACCUGGAGAGCGAGUUCCCGGAAUACGGGGAGUUCAAGAUCGCGGAGAACGUGCUGCACCUGGUCUACAACCAGGGGAUGAUCUGGAUGGGGUCCUUCUUCUCCCCGUGCCUCCCGGCCUUCAACGUCCUCAAGCUGGUCGGGCUCAUGUACCUGAGGAGCUGGGCGGUGCUCACCUGCAACGUGCCCCACCAGCAGGUGUUCCGGGCGUCCAGGUCCAACAACUUCUACCUGGCCACGCUGCUGUUCAUGCUCUUCCUCUGCAUGCUGCCCACCGUGUUCGCCGUGGUCCGGUACAGGCCGUCCGCGCACUGCGGGCCCUUCAGUGGGCAAGACAAGAUUUACGACAUCGUGUCCGAAACCAUCGAGAAGGACUUCCCCGCGUGGUUCAGCGCUGCGGUCGGGCACGUCAGCAGCCCCGUGGUGAUCCUGCCGGCCGUGCUGCUGCUCUUCAUGCUCAUCUACUACCUGCAGAGCAUCGCACGGUCCCUGAAGCUCAGCAACCAGCAGCUCAAGAUGCAGAUCCGGAAUGCGCGGUCCGAAGAGAAGAGGAAGGUCGCCCAGAAGGUGGAGGCCCGCAUCCAGACCCCGCGGGGGAGCACCAAGAGGCUCGGAAAGGACAGUGACCUCGGCAGCCAGCUGUCCCUGGCUCGCUCGGUGACGCCCCAGAAUGACGGCCACCUGCUCGGUUUCGACUCGUGGGGCAGCAGGAGUGGCCGGGUGGAGACGCUGGCCCCGCCCACGCCCCAGUGUCCCCGGCCGCGGCCCGGCGGCCCCGGCUCGCCCCCUCCUGGCGCCUGCAGAAGCUGUCCGGCACACGGCGCCCGCAGGCACCCACGCGGCCCAUGUGCAGGCCCGGGAGACGGUCCCCAGAGCAGACCCCGCCCCCCGGUGACGUUUGCACAGCACGUCGAGGACGUUCACUCGGCGCCGCUUCUGGGAAAAGACUCCGUGGGCGGCGGCCCUCCUCCCCGUGGACCAGGGGGCUCGGCCUCGGUGCCGGGUGCUCCCAGGCCCCGCGCCCCCAGGUGCUAUCUCGUCAAUGAGCGUGACUCCCACAGGACCCACCCCGGACUCUGGCCCGAAGGACACUUCCGGGCAGAUGCCGCGGGGGACGGUGCGGAGAUGUGCGCCAGGAGCACACGGCCCUGCGCCGCGUCCUGGGCGCCCCCGCGGGCUCGCCCUCCGCAGCCCAGCGAGGACGCGGAGACUCGGAGGGGAGAGCUGAGCCGUCGGCCUGCGCACCCGCGCUCGCUGGCGGACCUGAGCGUGGCUCCUCCCUUCCACGCUGGCGACGGGGCGGGGGGCCAGACUCCGGCUCCGGAGCCCUGGGGGCGGGGGCACCCCGCGUCUUGGGAGGACGGUUUUGAUGGUCCCCUUGUCGGGCCCGUGCGCCUGCAGAGGAAGCCGCGCCCCAGGCGUUUCGAACGCCCACUGCGCCCUGGGAGGCCCCGGGUCAAGCCCAGGUUCGAGCCGCCCCUCACGGACUCGGACUCCGCGUCGGCGGCGUCCAGCAGCGACCCGCAGAGCAGCAGCACCGACCAGUACCUGCAGGUCUCCCGCCGACACGGCGCGUCCCCGAGGCAGGCAGGCCGCGUCGGCGGCAGGAAGGCCGAGCCGAGGCGGGAGCUGGUCGUGGACCUGAACGACCUGAUCUGUUCCCGCGUCUGACAGGUGCUGCCGUCGGGGGGCUCGGCGCGCACCCCCCUUGUGGAGAGAGAGACACGAGUGUGCGGGGGGGGGGGG
Molecule: messenger RNA, 3345 nt
Organism: Phyllostomus hastatus (greater spear-nosed bat)
Lineage: Eukaryota; Metazoa; Chordata; Mammalia; Chiroptera; Phyllostomidae
Gene: TMC3
Product: transmembrane channel like 3
Exons: 22
Coding region: 1-3270 (1089 amino acids)
Cellular component (GO): plasma membrane
Molecular function (GO): mechanosensitive monoatomic ion channel activity
Source: RefSeq, a predicted model, not a curated record